Molecule: messenger RNA, 716 nt
Organism: Ichthyophthirius multifiliis
Lineage: Eukaryota; Ciliophora; Oligohymenophorea; Hymenostomatida
Exons: 1
Source: RefSeq, a predicted model, not a curated record
AUGACUUUUCUUUAUUUUUUGUAUGUUUUAUAUUUUCUAAUCUUUUAUUUUUUAGACGUUUUCUUUUUUCAUUAAUAAAUAUUCUUCUCUUAAAACUUUUCUUUCUUCUUGACUUUAAGCUCUUAAUUAUUUUACUUUUUAUACUUUUUAAUCUAAUUUUUUUUUUUUUGUUUAUUCUCUCUUUUUUUUUAUAUAUAUAAUUAAUCAAAAAAAAAAAAAUGUUUAGUUUACUAUUGCAUUUUUUUCUAAAUUUUUCAUUUUCAAAUAAUAUAUUUCCAUAGCUUUUUUACGUGUUUCUUCAAUUUUUUUUAAAGUUUUUAUUUCUUCUUGUCUUAAUAAAGAUAUCCUGUUUGCUAAUGUUUAUUAGUUUUCUUCCAUAUGUUUUCUUUCUUUUCUUGCAUUAUAAUAAUUACUUAUUGUGCUGUAUUUUAAAUCAAAGGGAUAUUAGACAGAUUGUUAUGCAUUUUCUUAAAAUUCUAUAGUCUCUUGGUUUUAAUUAGAAAGGCUUUAUUUGUUUCUUAAUUCAUUUCUAUUAUUUAGUUCGUCUAUAUUAUUUUAUUAAUCUUAAAUAUCUUUUUCUUAUUCAAAUAAAUUUUCAUUCUAUUAUGUUUCUUUCUAUUACUCUAAUUGUUAAUUUGAAUGAUCUUAUUUAUCUUAUUAAUAUUAUAAUUAGGGCUAUAUUUCUUAGUUAUUAUUUAAUUAAACUUAUUCUUCUU